Messenger RNA from Danaus plexippus (monarch butterfly), 1757 nucleotides. RefSeq names its product hornerin. The transcript has 5 exons. The coding region runs from base 170 to 1441 and encodes 423 amino acids. The record is from RefSeq and is a predicted model, not a curated record. Lineage: Eukaryota; Metazoa; Arthropoda; Insecta; Lepidoptera; Nymphalidae.
CGCCCAGUUUAAAUCAGGCUCCCGCGAAACGAACAUCAUUCUAAAUUUGAAUUUAAUUUUUUUAUAAACAUAGACAAAGAAUGCAUGCCAGUUGACGGUAUAGCGAACAGGUUUUGCAUGCGGUCAGUGGCUCGAGUAAGGAGGAUGCACUAGGGUUCUGUGUAACGAAAUGGAGCGGUUUACUUUAGCGGUCCUGUGCAUCAUAGCUCUUUUUGUCAUCCAAACUUAUGGGGAUGGGUCUGUUUUAUCAUCAGUACUAACUCCUGAAACAGUUCGUCAAGAGAGAAGCUAUGAUAGGUACGGCUAUAGACCCUACGAUAGAGACGAUCGACCCUCGAGAUGCGGUCGAUGUGAUGAUGAUGAUGACGACGACGAUAGGAGUCGCGAGAGAGGUGAUGACCGCAGAUCGAAUAGACCUAGUUACGGUAGUAGGAGUGAUAGGAAUAGAAAUGACAGUGAUGACGACAGAUAUGACGGAGAUAAAAGAGACUCGAACAGAACCAGCACUGACGAGGAUGGUGACGGUGGAAGGAAAAAACCUCACGAUAGCAAAGACAAGGACAGACACCAUGGGAGACGCGAUAAAAACAGAAAUAGGUAUGACGACCGGGAUAGGUACAGGCCGGAUUAUUACGACAGAUUCUUAAGGGAUCCUUACCGGGAUAGGUAUGAUAGGGACAGGUUUUAUGACGACCCCUAUCCCAGGCGGCCCGGAUACGACAGAUAUGAUGAUUAUGGAAGAUACGAUCCCUAUCCCACUUCAGGCUAUAGAAGGCCAUAUUACGAAGAUCAGUACGAUAGAACUGGUGAUGUUUAUGGAGGUUACGGACCUGGAGUCGGCAGGGGACCUCAUGAGAGUUUCAGACCUUGGGAUGAAACGUAUCGCGGUCAGGCUGGUUGGGACGCCGGCGGGAGAGGGUACUACUUCGCAUCAGGCAGACCUGACUCCACGUGGGGACAGAGAGAAUAUUCUAGGCCAGGAACUGGAGGGUGGCAGAAUGGGUACUCAUCAGGAUAUAAUGGAUACACUGACCAGGGGCAAGGGUACCGUGGGACAGGGAUUGGAUACGGUUCGGGUAGUGGAUAUGGGUCAGCUGGUGGAUACGGGACGGGAGGUGGUUACGGAUCGGCUGGCGGAUAUGGAUCCGGAUUGGGUUACGGAUCGGGAUACGCAGAUGGUUAUCAGGACUUUAGCUACGGACAGACCAGCGGAUGGCGUAAUGUUGGAGAACGAAGACCUUACAGGGAUCAGAGCGGGGUGGCUUCUACGAUAACCAGAAUAACCCAGGACAACCAAUACGGACAGAACCGUCAGCCAGGACAAAACCAGCAGACUUACAAACCAGCAACCCACGGCCAAAGCACAACUCUAGCAACCAGUUAUUUAUAUCAGCGAGAUGACGCCCAAGCCAAAAUUGACACUACCGUGGCGCCAUCUUAAUUGAAUUUUAUAAUACCUAUAAGGACAUUCGCUUUUUAGAUAAAUAAUAACUUUGGGUUUAGACACAUAAUAUGUACCGAUGGCUAUAUGUCGUAUCUUUUUUAUACGGCUGUAAAUCUAUUUAAUUUAGAAACUAUAAAUAUUUACAACAUAAAGUUAAAUCCGUCUAAAAUGUGAAUCGGGUUGUUUUAAUCUUAAACUCUUCUUAAGUAGAUUGAAUAUUUCAUCAGCUUCCUUGAUCGUGAUGUGACAAAUCUACAGUGUGACUCGUUCUAUGUUUUUUUUUAAUUUUUUUGUGAAUAAAAAUUUACAUGGA